UGCGAUCUAUAGUAUGGCUUUUCACGAGUUUUCAGCCUGAAGACAAACGAAAUGCAACUAAUCUGCUCACGAGUCUUUGGGUGCCAGAUCUUCAUCUCAGGCGACUUAUCUUUCUUUUUCUACAUGUACUUAAGCCCGGUGACCAUGGCAGUAUCAAACGGCUCACUGACUCUUGCCUGAGCUGCCGAAAUAGACCACAAACAAAUGCAAACUCAAGUGGCUACACUGUCAUUGACAAUACCUCAAGUGCUUCCCUCCCACACACACAGGACUCGGAUAUGCCACGCUCUGCGCUGGCCCACCACUUCAUCACUUAUUGGAGAUUCGCGUCUGGCUGCAAAGCGCACCCCUUUGCGCAAACAUUUCUUCGACCUGGGCUUGUCUCCGAGACCUACCAAAGAAGCGGAUGCCUAUUCGAUUAGUAGCGAGAGUCGUAUAAACAAGUGCACCAUCACCUACAAGUAACUUGAAGCUGUGGCGAUGCUAGUCAUCCAUCCUGCUACAACGACACAUGCUCGCUCAACUGAACGAGGAGGAGCAGAAAGAUUCCGGUGCUGUGACUCCCGACCUAAUUCGGGUUUCUGUCGGCAUUGAAGCUAUUUCAGAUAUCAUUGCUGAUUUCCAGGCAGCGCUAGAAACUGUCAAAGACACUUUAUGGGAUGACGGACGAUAUCUAAACGGUAGAGCAUAUACCAAUGAGAUAAUCCUGAUACCCAGAAUCCUGCAGAUGAGCCAGUGUAGAGCUUAG
This is a messenger RNA of Desarmillaria tabescens, 748 nucleotides long. RefSeq lists its product as uncharacterized. Bases 205 to 465 code for a protein of 86 amino acids. The record is from RefSeq and is a predicted model, not a curated record. The transcript has 4 exons. Lineage: Eukaryota; Fungi; Basidiomycota; Agaricomycetes; Agaricales; Physalacriaceae.